Cetraspora pellucida is the source of this 148-nucleotide messenger RNA. NCBI's taxonomy places the organism in Eukaryota, Fungi, Glomeromycota, Glomeromycetes, Diversisporales, Gigasporaceae. The record is from the annotation of a GenBank genome assembly.
AUAUAAUUUUGUUAUGUCUGCUGCAUUUGAUAGUGGUGCACAAAUUAUGACAAUAGUUGCUUUCAUAUGCCUUACUGGUAUUGUGAAUGUACCAUUUCCAACUUGGUGGGGUAAUGACCCGUCAUCUGAAAGUGAACAUUGCUCUUAA